UUUAUGUAUUUUUUGUUUUUUUUUAAACAUUAUAAUCAAAUCCAGAUUGGUUUUAAGUUAAAUAGAAUGACGCGGCUGCGAUAGCGAAGCCACUGUCCUGAUAGACAUAAUCUAUCCAGCUUUCCACGCCAACGUAGCGUGUCCGUCGUUUAUGCAAGCGCAGUUAGUUUGGUGGAUAAACCAGUGGUCAAAAGGCGAAAGCGCCAACGGUGACAAUACGAAUUGGGUAUAUUGUCUUGUUCCUUGUUCUGCCCAGCUACCCAUUCUAUUAAGCUACAUUUGCCAAAGGGUAGAAGGUCCGGCUGUGUGCUACAAAGGUCGACAGCAUUCUUCGGUAUCGCUACAGCUUGGAAACGUGGUAACUAUGGCGCCUCGGGGUCAACUGAGAAUAGCGAAGGACACCGAAAGCGAUAAUAGACCCAACGUCACGGUUUCCACACGACACCAACAACAGUCGACAAAUCGGCAAAGGACGAGGAUCGAAGAGUCUUCAAUUAGUUCAGGAGAUCGUAAUGAUCAAGUGUCUGAGGCUUUGGAAGGUUUCACGGUUUUCGCCCUUGCCGACAAGACGAAGCAGAAAGCGGAAACAAGAAUCAAAAGACGACAUCGACGUGGAACUGAGAAGGUCUAAGCGCACGCUCAUAAUGAUGAAUUCUGGUAUCCUGGGAGGGUUAAACCGUUGAUACGCAGAAGUGAAGUGACCAUAAGUGAUUAAUUUUAUGAAAUAUUCAAGAAGAUAGUGAAAAUAUCACUUUCGAAUUUCUUAAAUAUCCAAUAAUUUUGUAUUUGUGCUUUCAAAAGCAGCUUGAAUUGUUCUAAUUAAAAUCAAGCAUUCUUAUGAAAAUAUCUACUUGUAAAUUAAAUAUUAAGAGAAUUUGAGGCUUUCCAAAGAUCUGUUGCAUAGCAUCCUUCUAAGUAAACUGUGGUAUCGAAUGAUAUCUGAAAGUUAAAAUAAUAUACUAGCCGAGCGUUCGUGGUCAGUUACGUUUCGGACUUCCAACUA
Armigeres subalbatus is the source of this 1003-nucleotide messenger RNA. RefSeq lists its product as uncharacterized. Bases 152 to 631 code for a protein of 159 amino acids. The record is from RefSeq and is a predicted model, not a curated record. NCBI's taxonomy places the organism in Eukaryota, Metazoa, Arthropoda, Insecta, Diptera, Culicidae. The transcript has 3 exons.